Yarrowia lipolytica CLIB122 is the source of this 1347-nucleotide messenger RNA. RefSeq lists its product as uncharacterized. Gene Ontology annotation, biological process: microtubule cytoskeleton organization; mitotic cell cycle. The record is from RefSeq and is a predicted model, not a curated record. Gene Ontology annotation, cellular component: cytoplasm; microtubule. Gene Ontology annotation, molecular function: structural constituent of cytoskeleton; GTPase activity; GTP binding. Lineage: Eukaryota; Fungi; Ascomycota; Dipodascomycetes; Dipodascales.
AUGCGAGAAAUCGUUUCCCUCCAAUGCGGACAAGCCGGAAACCAGGUCGCAACUGCCUUUUGGAACACAAUCACCGAGGAACAUUGUCUGGACGACGAUGGGUUCUUUGUAGGCGACAACCGAGAGCAGAGUGACCGACUUGAGGUCUUCUUUUCCGAGGCUUCCAACAGAAAGUAUGUACCUCGAGCUGUCGCUGUCGACCUCGAGCCUGCCACUCUAGACUCCAUCAGAUCUGGCAAACAGGGCCAUCUGUUCCGACCAGACAAUCUAAUUAGCGGACAGUCAGGAGCAGGCAACAUUUGGGCAAAGGGAUACUACACAGAAGGAGCUGAGUUGAUGGAGACGGUAAUGGACGCGGUGCGACGCGAGGCAGAGUCAUGCGACGCCCUUCAGGGAUUCCAGGUAACCCACUCUCUGGGAGGAGGAACCGGUUCAGGAAUGGGCACUCUUUUGCUGUCGAAAAUCAAGGAGGAAUAUCCCGAGCGCAUGCUGGCCACGUACUCGGUUCUUCCCUCACCUAAGGUCUCCGAGACCGUCACUGAGCCCUAUAAUGCUGUGCUCUCUUUCCACCAGCUCGUUGAGCAGGCAGAUGCUACCUUCUGUCUGGACAAUGAAGCUCUGUACGAUAUCUCCACACGAACUCUCAAGAUUAAACAACCCCGGAUCCAGGACCUCAACAACCUCAUCUCCAAGGUCAUGUCGGGCGUGACCACUUGUCUGCGAUUCCCGGGCCAGCUGAACGGAGACCUUCGAAAGAUGGCUGUCAACCUGGUGCCCUUCCCCCGACUCCAUUUCUUUACAGUCGGCUACGCUCCGCUUUUUUCGGCAGCCUCACAGUCGUUCCAGCAACUCGAGGUUCCCGAGCUGACCCAACAGCUCUUCAACCCCAACAAUGUCAUGGCUGCUUGUAAUCUGUACAAUGGCCGGUACUUGACGGUGUCCACCAUUUUCCGAGGAAAGGUGUCGACCAAGGAGGUCGAGGACUCUAUCCAGACCGCUCGAACCAAACACUCACCCUACUUCGUCGAGUGGAUUCCCAACAACAUCCAGACGUCGGUCUGCAAUGUGCCUCCCAAGGGGCUCAAGACCUCUGCUACUUUUGUGGCAAAUUCCACUGCAGUGCAAGAGCUCUUUACCCGAACCGCAAGCCAGUUUUCGGCUAUGUUCCGACGAAAAGCUUUCAUCCACUGGUACACUGCUGAAGGUAUGGAACUGAUGGAGUUCACCGAGGCCGAGUCCAACCUGCACGAUCUCAUUGCUGAAUAUCAGCAAUACCAGGAGGCUGGUGUGGAUGACGAUCUCGGAUACGAAGAGGGAGAGUAUGUUGAGGAGGAGUAUCUGGAAUAA